AAUUGAACGCGGAUAAUCAAGCCCAACUCUUUUACAGUUAAUUUCUUUUUUAUUUUUUUAUUGAAAAAAGUCGAUUAGUACUAGGAGCUGUCUAGUGUCUUGUUUUUGUCGCGACAUCGCGUGGAAGGCACGUGACGGCGAGAACGAGCUUGGUACUACUGGACGCCAGUCUUGCUUCCGAUUCCUAACUGUCAAAAGUGGUUGGGUAACCCUUCUUCCCCAAUCUCGAUUCCCGUUGAGGUUUAGGGUGUUUCGCUUCUUGCUGCGGUUUCCGAUCCCAAUUUAUACUUUAUGAAAUUUUAACUGAUACCCAAUUUCGACCUGCUCAUUUUCACUUGAUCUCAUCGAUUUUCCAUAGCGAUUAACAAGAAUUGAAUCGUAACAGCAUGAAUUUCCUGAUUGGAGCUUUCAAGCCGGCAUGUAAUAUCUCGAUUACAUUUUCCGAUGGAAAAAGUCGCAAGCAGGUUCCAUUGAAAAAGGAAAAUGGCCAAACGGUUAUGGUACCUCUUUUCCAAAGUCAAGAAAAUAUUGCUGGAAAGAUUUCCAUAGAACCACUUCAAGGGAAGAAAAUUGAACAUAAUGGUGUGAAAGUCGAGCUCCUUGGUCAAAUAGAGAUGUAUUUUGACAAAGGCAAUUUUUAUGACUUUACCUCUCUCGUACGUGAACUGGAUAUUCCUGGGGAGAUAUUUGAAAGAAAAACAUAUCCGUUUGAAUUUUCUACGGUGGAAAUGCCAUAUGAAACUUAUAAUGGUGUGAAUGUGCGGCUCAGGUAUGUCCUGAAAGUGACAGUUAGUCGUAAUUAUGGUGGAAGCAUAGUGGAAUACCAGGACUUUAUGGUUCGUAAUUAUUCUCCAGCUCCAUCAAUCAACAAUAGCAUCAAGAUGGAAGUUGGAAUUGAAGAUUGCCUACACAUUGAGUUUGAGUACAAUAAAAGCAAGUAUCAUCUGAAAGAUGUUAUUAUUGGCAAGAUAUAUUUUCUUCUUGUGAGGAUCAAGAUUAAAAAUAUGGAUCUUGAGAUCAGGCGUCGAGAGUCAACAGGAUCAGGAGCAAAUACCCAUGUUGAGACAGAGACGCUAGCCAAAUUUGAGUUGAUGGAUGGUGCCCCAGUUAGAGGUGAAUCUAUUCCAAUCAGGCUGUUUCUUAGUCCAUAUGAACUGACGCCAACUCAUCGCAACAUUAACAACAAAUUCAGUGUGAAGUAUUACUUGAAUCUUGUUCUGGUUGAUGAAGAGGAUCGCCGGUAUUUCAAACAGCAGGAAAUUACAAUAUACAGGCUGCAAGACUCCUGAUUAAACAUCGCAUGUAACUUGACAUUCCAUCCAGUAAAGAAGAACAAAUGAUUAAAUGCCUUAGGGCACCUUUGUAAAGGUUCAGCCUUACGGCACCCUUGUAAAGCCUUGAAGCUUAGGAUUUUAACUACCAGAAUACAGGGUUCUGUUUCUUUGGAAGGGCUAUAAUGGCUUUGUAUACUUUGUUUGAUUGCAGUUUUGGCUAUGAAUUGUUGCAAUUAUGUACAUGAGUCGUGUGUGGUUGAGGGGAGUCGGUAGUUACUUUUUCAGACGGUCACUUGGCUGCCAUUUGCUGUUGGAAAUCAUAGUUCACAAAUUGCCAGUCCCUGUUCUAUACGGGAUUACAUGGCAUGAUCAAUUUUUAUUUCUUAUUGGUUUC
Messenger RNA from Theobroma umbraticum, 1668 nucleotides. RefSeq names its product vacuolar protein sorting-associated protein 26A. NCBI's taxonomy places the organism in Eukaryota, Viridiplantae, Streptophyta, Magnoliopsida, Malvales, Malvaceae. Gene Ontology annotation, biological process: intracellular protein transport. The record is from RefSeq and is a predicted model, not a curated record.